Dimorphilus gyrociliatus is the source of this 1271-nucleotide messenger RNA. Lineage: Eukaryota; Metazoa; Annelida; Polychaeta; Dinophilidae. The record is from the annotation of a GenBank genome assembly.
CUUCAAACGAGGCUGGAUUAGACCACCACGUGAUAGUCUUGUAAUAUCUACGGCUCACUAAUUUUACUCUUUAUAAUUAAAACAAAUUCUUUAAUUGCUCUCAAUAAUUAAAAAUGAAAUUGUCAGAUUAUACAUCAACUUUCUGGGGAGUGAAAGUGCCGGCAGAAUCAAGUGUGUCGCAAACUUGCCAAAAAAGUUUCCAGCUAACUAUGGCUUGUUUGAAAGUUACAGAGGAAGGAGGUACAAAUACACAAAAAUCUUCUCUAUAUUUCAAACAAGAAGGUAGCGACGACAUACUUCUGUGCGCUUUGGAUAAUUCAAAUCAAUGUCAACGGCUAAAUCUAGCUUUUAGAGCCGGCGAUAAAAUAGACUUCUUCGCCGAUGGUCCAAAUGAAAUUCAUUUGAGCGGCUUUCUUAUUGACCCUGAUAACAGUGACGACGAUGAAGAUUAUGAUGCAGAUGCAGAUGUAAAUGCUUUAGUCAACAACGGAGAUUUUGGUUUAAUGGAGGAUGACGAUAGUGAUGAUGAAUCUUAUGCAGAAGAAGAAUGUAUGGUAGAUAAUGCAGAAAACGAUAGUGAUGAUGACAGCGACGUAGACGAUAGUCUUGAUGACGAAGAGGUCGAUGUCGAUGAUGAAAUAGAUGAGGAUGACGAUGAAGAAGUAGAUGACGACGACAAUGAAGACGACGACGACGACGACGAUGAGGACGAAGAUGAUGAGGAAGAGGACGACGAUGAUGAGGAUGGUGAUGAGGAGGAGGCUGAAGAGGAGGUUGAAGCUCCUCAACUAGUUCAAUCAGAGAAGAAGAAAAAGAAUGGAGUCGAAAAAACCAACGGUAAGGACAACAAGAAACGUAAGCUUCAGGACAGAACACUUGAAGAGCAAUCCCCAACUCAAAAAAAGAAGCAAAAAACUGAGACAAAGAAAGUUAAGAGAGUUCUUAAAGGUAAUAUUGUCGCAGUUGAUGAGUUAGAGGGAAAAGGAUCUGAAGCGAAAGAAGGAAAGAAAGUAUUGCUGUAUUAUACCGGUAAAUUAGGCUCAAACGGCAAGGAAUUUGAUAGUUGCACGUCAGGAAAACCAUUUGCCUUUCGUCUAGGAUCUAAUGAAGUCAUCAAGGGCUGGGAAAUUGGAGUUAAAGGAAUGAAAGUUGGUGGUAAGAGAACUCUUACCAUUCCUCCAAAAAUGGCCUAUGGAGGAAAAAGUCUUCCCGGUAUUCCAUCGAAUUCUACUCUUGUGUUUGAUUUGGAAUUGAAAGGAGUAAAGAAGUAA